UUUGAUUGUUCAAAAUAAUGUUCACGCUGCCGCUUGCUGAGUUUUUUCGGCUUUGUUUUCGCUGCUAGUUGGAUCAGACCUUGAAAGGUCGAUGCCGAUAGAAAAAUUGCGCAGUUGUUGGCUGGUUUCUUCCACAUUUUAAAGAGAAGGAAAACUGCACUGCAGCUUACAGGACUGCAACUCUGCAGGCAGGUAAAGGAAAACAAAAAGCUCACGUCAUCUUAUUUACGCACGGGCGUGCGUAAAUAAAGAUUUCAAUAGGACUCAGGCCAAGCACCCGCACUAUGUUAUAAAUUGAAUUCGUCAUCACACAACAGCUUGUAGGAAAACGUGUGGUUUUAAACGUUCAAUUUAGCACGUUUCCUUUUGCGCUUAUUCAAGAUUGUGAUAUACGCAAUUUAAUUUAGAAUGACUGGAUUAUUGUCGUGUCACGCUCAUUGAAAUGACUAUAAUGAUUCGUUCAUCUAUUAAGAAAAAAAGGAAGAAAACAUUACUCUUAUUCAUAACAGCUGCAAACAUCUUUACCGACUACCUAUUCCUUCCUAUCUCUCUCAACUGUAGCGUGUUCAGACUUUGCAUAUUUUAUGCGGUCAAUUCCAUGAUUAGGAAUGGCUCAUCGUUGAAACAAGAAGUAGAAAAAUCUAUUCAACAGCUACAAAGGCUUCGUGUUUUCACACAUUGUUUUCAAAAACAAGUCUUGAAAUAGAAAUUUUACAGAGCAGGUGAUUAAAUAACGUAAGUGGUUUGCACGGAGAUAACCAAAAAACUAUUUGAAGCUCCUAACAGAUGGAAGUAAAUUUCUCUUGGCCAAGGGAUCUAAAUUUUUUCGGCACUUUGUCUGUUUUGUUGUAAUUUACGGAUGAAAAAAAAGAUUGGUGCCCUGUCAGUCUUGCCGAGAACAUAGUUACUCGAUUAACUAUGCCGAGAAAUGUAAUGAGUUGCGCAUAGUAUUGCUACAGACGGUAAACAUUCUCAAGUAAUAUGUUUAUUUCUAAAAUCUCUUUAUGUCUUCUGAAUUUUAUAAUAACUAACAUCCUUUUUCUUUAUAGUUCAAUAGAUUCUCACUAUUUUUCGUUUCGUACCCGUAUGUUACCGCUUAAUGUUUCACAAACAAACAUUGUAAUGGCUUUUCAGAGGCAAAUUUCAGUGUUAAAUUGAAUAAUGCGAAUAAAAUAAAAACAAGACUCUGUUACACUUAAAAUUUCUGUUAUUGGAACGUAAACCGAACGCGUUCAAUUCUUUUUUGUUUUGUUUAGUUUUGUUUCGCUGCACAUUUCAAACGUACAUUUUUAUCACAUCAGCAAGACUAGCGCUGUAUCGCUGAAACACGUUUUGGCAAACCACCUUUUAAAAACGGCUUCUUUAAUUUUCAUUUUCAUUUAUCGAGUUGCGUCAGUUACCAACGAGAAAACACAAUUGCGGGACAGUUAUCUUCGUUUCCUAUCAACUGACGUUAGAUAUCAGAAGUGUUUUUAAAGUCCAGGUGAAAUAGCAUGCGAAAAAGGAAAAGGCGAUCAGUAUUUUUUUUUAGUCAAUUGUUUCAUUCUAAAUUUAAAAUAUGCACCUUGCUCUUGUUUGACAGCUGUUGAUUGAACGAUAUGUAGAUUGCGCUAAAUUAGGAAAUGUGCCUCAUUUGACUUCAAAAUCGAUCAAAGCUGAUCGUGGUUUCGAAGUUAACAUGUCUAAGCAACAAGAAAAUAUUUUCGAAACUGAAAUGCUUCGUCAUGGCGGAUUGCACGAAAUUAUAACCCUUGGUUAAAGAAUCGCUAGCAGCUUUUUCAAUAAAAUAAACAAAUGAAGGGCUGAGAUCAGACACAUUGCAUCCUACUCUAAAGAAAUUAUUGACGCUACAUAUUACAAAUUGGUAAUAUUGAUAUUUCCUUGUGGAGGAGUUGAUAUGGAAAACGGAAAGCCCUCAAAACUGCCCUUUCCGUGUUAUUUGAUUGGCUAGUAGUGUGGCAAGCGCAGAUAACUUAAUGUGUUCUAACGAGAUAAAGAUUUAGUUUACGCAGGAUUAAGAGCCCGACGUAUCAAAGGCACAAGCAAGCAACGAGCAUGUCGGGCAAUCAUUCUGAGGAUGACUUUUGCAGCCGUUUCAGUAGUUUUAGCUACUUGGCAGCGCUCGGGAAUGAUCCGUUCAAAACAGCCUUCAUUUUCAACGCUGUUCUGAAUGUUCCUUUCUCCGUCACAACAACACUGGCCAAUGCUUUGGUCAUUAUCUCAAUAUGGCGUUCGUUCCCGCUUUGGACACCAGCAAACAUGUUGCUGAUGAGCCUCGCUAUGUCUGAUUUAGGAGUCGGUCUACUUUUCCAGCCAAUUUAUAUCGCCCGUUUGAUCUUGUUUGCAGAGCGGGGAGUUGGACAAAUUACUUGCAUGAUGUCUGUAGCUGUUUCGGUAACGGCGUCGAUUUUUUCGUGCGUGUCUUUUGGAACAGUGACUGCAAUCAGUUUAGAACGCUAUCUGUCUCUCCGUUUCCAUUUGCGAUACGAAGAUGUCAUCACAUUGAAACGUGUCCGUCGAUUUCUCGCCAUUUUAUGGCUCCUUGGCGCGAUUUCUUCCCUAGUCUGGGUAUUGUUCGCUCCUUCAUAUAGGUCCUACUUUUUCGUCGCAGCCAUCGUGUUCUGCCUGGUCAUCUCAACCGCGGCUUACAUCAACAUUCACCGCAUUGCUCAGUCACAUCUGAACAGUAUUGAAUCUUUAAGGCAGGAAGUUGAAAACAAGUCCAAAAAUCUAAUGCUAAAACAUCGAAGGAAAGGAGCUUUUAAUAUGUUCUUAAUUUACUGUGCUCUACUGUGUUGCUAUCUUCCUUACUCGCUCUUCCUUGCACUGGGCAAAAUAAUGGGAUACACAGAAUGGAAUUGGAUAGCUAUCAACUACGCACUGACAAUUGUUAACGUAAACUCCUUCAUAAAUCCUUUGAUUUACUGUUAUCGAAUGCGAGAAAUUCGCCAAGCUAUAUUGCACACUGUUUAUUCAGUGACUUUUGGGAGAACGAAUACGAGACAGAUUACAUCUUGAUAGAUGAAAAGGGAAAUCAUCAAUAAUUCAAGACGAGAAUCUGCAAGUUAGAAAAAAAAAGAAAAACCUCCAAAUUAUGUUUCUCUUCAGACGAAAUUGUGUACAACGGAAGAAAGUGUCAAAAAUAUCUUAAUGUAAGGAAAGGGACUUCUCCAUAGUGAUGGACAAUUUUGCCUGAAAGAGUUUCAUUUCCACAAAA
Stylophora pistillata is the source of this 3217-nucleotide messenger RNA. Its product is annotated as melanocyte-stimulating hormone receptor-like. Gene Ontology annotation, biological process: G protein-coupled receptor signaling pathway. Gene Ontology annotation, molecular function: G protein-coupled receptor activity. Lineage: Eukaryota; Metazoa; Cnidaria; Anthozoa; Scleractinia; Pocilloporidae. The record is from RefSeq and is a predicted model, not a curated record. Gene Ontology annotation, cellular component: membrane.